Drosophila busckii is the source of this 4867-nucleotide messenger RNA. RefSeq lists its product as uncharacterized. The coding region runs from base 469 to 4605 and encodes 1378 amino acids. Gene Ontology annotation, molecular function: protein binding. Lineage: Eukaryota; Metazoa; Arthropoda; Insecta; Diptera; Drosophilidae. The record is from RefSeq and is a predicted model, not a curated record. The transcript is spliced from 10 exons.
ACGGCGGGCACGGAACAUAGCGCACAAAAACGGGAAAAACUAACUGAGAAAUAUACAAGCACAAAAAAAAAGCAGAAGAAAAAUUAUAUAGCAAAGAAAACAGUUUUAGUUUUUUUUUGCAUUUCGGUUUGGUUCGGUUUCGCGUUCUUUUUUUUAAGUUAUUUUUUCGUAUAAAUUUGGCAAAGAUGUCUUAGUGCAAAUGUACAGACCGCAUAAAAAAAGAAUCGUUUUGAUUAAGCAAUUAAUUGAGAGCGCUGUGAAUAAUAAUAGAAAGAAAAGAAUAAAAAUAAAAGAGGGCAAGUGCAAGUGCAGUAGUAGUCGGUGGGUGGGAAAUGUAUUAGCUACGUGCGAUUUGUCGGGGGUACGGGUACGGGCAGGGGAAGCGUGCGAGAAGCGCGUAAAAAAAGACAGCAAUAGACAGCAUUAAGUUUAACAGUAACUAGUAGAGCACAAAUAUUGAAACUAACCAUGGGCAACGUGUGUAGUUCCGGGCAAAAGAAGAAAAAGGACAAAGACAGCGCGUCCGAGAAAUCCGAUGACUCCCCACCAUAUCAGGAAGCUGGCGCUGACCGAAAGGAUGCGUUGCUGGGCAACGAUGCAGCGGCCAAGGCCACUGAGGAGAAGCGUGCGCCGCUGGCGGCUGUUGAAGCGCUUCCGGAGACGACGACGACAACAACAACAACCCCAACAACAGCACAAGCUCAAACAGCAAAUGGACAGCAGGCGGCGCAACUGCAGCAGCAGUCCAGCAUACAAGGCAAGCCCAAUGCAAUCGAAAAGGAUUCCAACAGCACCACGCCGCAGGCGGCGCUGGCGCCCAACGAUGUGGCCAAUGCCAGCGCCUACAUGGGCAAUCUGAGUCUGCUGCAAGGCAAACCGCCGCCUGGCCGUAAGAUCGAGCGCGACAAGAAGAUUGUCAUCUAUAUAUUGGCGGACAAUAGCAGCGAGUACAAGAAGCAUAAGCGUGUCAUCUAUAGUCUGUACAAACAUUUCAAGAGCAAGUGCCAAAGCAAAGGAUUCGAUUUCAUCAUUGCCGAUGUGCAUGACAUGGAGUCGCCAAGCAAGGAUGCAGCCGCUGAGCCGUGCAAUGGUCAGGCAAAGAAGGACUUCUCACGCCUGCAGGAGGUGAAGCGCUGGACACAGACGCCGCUGGAAGCGCAGGGCGGCCACGAGGAGGCCGCCAAUUGUCUCUGCGAGAUUACGCGCCAUGCAGCGGGCGCCUAUAUCAUACCCGUGCUCUUCCUGGGUGCCACUCUAGGCACACCCAUGCUGCCGUUGACUAUAGAAAGCCAGGACUUUACUUCCGUGCUCAGCGCAGCCAGCGAUGCGGAGAAGCUGCUGCUGGAGAAGUGGUACACCAUAGACAAUUCCUAUCAGCCCAUGUGCCAUCGCCUCUACACGCAGCAAAUAGAUCCCUACUGCAAGGAGGUGAACGCCGAGCUCAACGAGCUGCUCGCGGUGCUGCUGCGUCUGUUCUCCGACGAUGUCAAGGACUCGUAUCUAACCACUGUCGUCGAGCAGGAGAUCAACAACACUGUGCUCAUGAGCCAUGAGCUUGCCAAGCGCUGCAUCUGGGUGCAAACGGGUGCGCAGUACUCGCGUGCCCCGGAGAAUGCCACGCAGCUGGAACUGGAGGUGCUGCGUCGCAUUACGCGCAUCUAUUCGGAGCUCAAGAAUCACCUGAGCGAAAAGAAUCUCAUACGUCUGCUGCCCACCAUGAAUAUACUGGACGAUGAGCUCUCCGCUGUCAUUGAGAGUCUGCUGGACAAAUCGCUGGCGAGCAUCUUCGAGGAGAAUCUGCAGAAGAGCAUUCCCUACAAUACGCUGGGCGUAGAUCGGGUGCUGCUCGAGGAACUGCAGCUAGUCGGCCACUACUCCAAGCUGCUGGCACAGAACUCGGCCAACUUUGACAUCAUGAACGAUGUCAAGCGAUAUAUACGCGAUAGCACUGCCCAGCCUCUGGUAGUGUCUGGUGCACGUGGCAGCGGCAAGAGCGUGCUGGUGUCCAAGAUUAUGGAGAAUGUGCAUCGCUGGAAGCCAGAGGCACAGCUUGUGCUCAGAUAUGCCAAUUUGAGCGCUCGCUCUUCCGAUCUCACCUCGCUGCUGGGCUCGAUAGCCAACCAAAUGUCCGUGAUCGAGUCGGGACAACAGUGCCAAGUGCCGCAUACUCUGUCGGCUUAUACGGAGAUCAUAGGUCAGAUACUGGAGCGUCAGCAGCGCUUUUUUGUCAUUAUCAUAGAUGGCCUGGAUGAGCUGCAGCAUAAUGCGGAAUUGGAUUGGCUGCCACAACAGCUGGGCAACAGUGGCAAGCUCAUACUGACGGUGAGCGAGCAGGAGGCCGAAUCUGAGGAGGAGCAGGAGGCUGGCUUUGAUCUGCUGGAGACACUGUCGCAGCUCAAUUUGCCGCCGCGCUGCUUCCUGCGUCUGCGUCAAUUCACGGAGCGUCAGUGGCAUGAUAUACUCAGCUCAGGCGGCGGAGAUUUCUAUGCAGCAAAUGGAGCGUUGAAGCUGCCGGAUGAGUGGAAGUCGCUGCAUGGCAAGACGCCGUAUCAUGCCAAGUCGCUGUGGUGGCUGGCCUGGCUGGGACAUGUGGCGCAACCGAUUAGCGAGAUUGGUGACAUCUCGAGCAAGAUACUGCAGGUGUUGGAGAGCAAGUUUACGGCAGAUCAGGUCGAGGUGCUGCUGCUGAUUGUGCGCUUGUCGCGUUGGGGCAUCAGGGAGAGCGACUGCCUGGGCGUAUUUCAGAAGAUGACACAGCUGGAGGCGCAGGUCGCCUUCAAGAUCUGGUCAAAGUUCUGCUGGCUGAUGGGACCAAUGCUGCUGGGCCUUAAGAACAUACGCAUUGCGGACAGAAGCUUCGGACGCGCCGUCCUGGCGAGAUAUUCGCAGAAGCAGUGGCUGGUACAUGAAGCGUUGCGGGACUACUUCGAUCGUCAGGACAGCGAGUUCAAAGCGAGUGGAAAUAUUAAAUCCUACAACUACCAAAAGUUCUUAAAACUGCCUUAUCAUCAUUUUUGUGCGGUGAUCGAGGACAAAGCGGCGCCGCACAAGAUCGACAUACUAUUCAAUUGCUUCUACUUUACGGAUCUGCAGUGGAUUGCGAACAAGGUGAUUGCCACAGGGCCGUCGCAUCUGCUGCACGAUAUACUCCAUGCCCAAUGGCUGGCCACCACCGGCGGCAGCGGCGAGCAGUCCACGGAUUAUGUGCAUAUCAAUUUCCUAAAGGACUUUCUGGUGCGCUAUCUGCACGAGCUGAGCUACGAUGGUCAGCAGUUCUAUACGCUUAUGAAAUACUAUCUAAAGACACGCUUCCGGCAAUCACCCGAGCUCAAGGACGAUGAGAAGAUACGCUCCUGGUGGGAGUACACCAAUGAGCUGGAGUUUGCCUUUCUCGAGAUACUCAAUGCACAGCUGGAGGUCAACGACCCGCCACCGACGCCGCCAGAGCAGGAGACUACUACACCGCCAUCAACUGAAAACGCAGCCAGCGUAAAAGGCUAUGAUGUGCUCAUGAACUUGCCACAGCGUGGCUAUGUUGCCUCGCUGAGCACCGAACGCGCCGAGAUCUGUAUUUGGGAUGUAAAGAACUGUUGCCGCAUACGCGAACUGCAGGGCAUACAACAACCCACGGCCAUGUGCCCCGUGGGCAACUAUGAGGCAGCGGUGCUCUGUCGCCGUGAGAUACGCGUCAUCAACUUGGACGAGGGCAAGUUCAAGGUCACCUUGAAGGGCGUCAUGAAUCAAAAGAUGCCGUACUUUGGUCAGCACGAUCAGAAUCAUCUGGUUUGUCUCUCACGCAAUCGCAUGUACGUGAAUCUUAUGAAUUUGGAGUCGGGCGACUGUGUGACCACUUUUAAGGCGGGCGAGGAUCGUUUCCUUAACUCGCUGCUUGUCUCGGGCGAUGGACGCAUUCUAGUCUGCGGCGAUGAGACACAGAAACCCUUCCCACUGCUCGUUUGGCAUCUGACUCAGCGCAAGCUGCUCUAUGAUCUCCGCAUACCACAUCAUGAUUUCGUCACCUCACUCUCCGCCAUAACGCACGAGGGCUCCUAUGUGUGUGUGGUGGCCAAGGAGCUCAACGAGCCCACCACUCCCAACUUUAUUGUUGUCUACGAUCUGCAGAGUGGCACUUUGUUCAAGAAAUGGAAGCCCAGCUGCAAUACAGUCUCUCUGGCCAUAUCUCAGCUAAAUGCCUGCGUCAUUGCUGGCCUGGAAGAUGCCAAAAUAUUGAUAUGGGAUCUGGUGACAGGCAACUGCAAGUGUACGUUGAUUGGACACAAUGCACCCGUGACAUAUUUAAAGUUAGAUCCACUGGGCAAGGUGUUGGUCUCCUAUGACAAGGAGGGACGCGACGGCGCCAUGCGCAUGUGGGAGCUCAGCUCAGCCAAGUCCUUGGCCGUAUUUAAGCCACCAGCUCAGAUUUGCACCUGUGAGAUUUUACCAAACGGUGCAUUUGUGGUGCUUGCGCUCAAGGAUCGCAAUGAUCUGCUUACAUUGGCGCUGAAGAAUUAUGGCGGUGGCAGUGGUGAUGCCUUGGAGGAUGACUGCGGCACAUUGUAUGGGGAUCCGGAUAACCAGCACAAAGUUUUUAACUUGAGUAAUUAAUGGGGAUGAGCAUCAAUUAACAUUAGUUAUCAUUAUUCAAAUUAUACAUUUAUGCAAAUUACACAAAAUUAAAACAAUUAUUAUUCAGAGUUACAUAAAUAUCACCAUAAAAACCGUUCUCAUGCAUAAUUCAUUAGUUGUAUGUAAAAAUUCUUCACAAAAAUAAACAAAAAACUUACCAGAUGUACAAAAAGAAAGCUAAGAUACCAAAAAAAAAAAACAAAAAAGAAGCAAAUUAAAAGUCCAAUUAAGUCAUUAUUCA